CGCCGGACCGGGACCGCGGCCGCGCCGCCAGGCAGUGACCAUGUCGCCGUUUCUUCGAAUUGGCUUGUCCAACUUCGACUGUGGGACGUGCCAGUCUUGUCAGAGCGAGCCGGUGAACCCCUACUGCGCCGUGCUGGUCAAAGAGUACGUGGAAUCAGAAAAUGGGCAGAUGUAUAUCCAGAAAAAGCCCACCAUGUACCCGCCCUGGGACAGCACCUUUGAUGCCCACAUCAACAAGGGCAGGGUGAUGCAGAUCAUUGUGAAGGGGAAGAACGUGGACCUCGUAUCGGAAACGACUGUGGAACUCUACUCGCUGGCUGAGCGAUGCCGGAAGAACAACGGGAGGACGGAAGUAUGGCUAGAGCUGAAACCUCAAGGCCGAGUGCUAAUGAAUGCAAGAUACUUUCUGGAAACGAGUGACACAAAGGACGGGAGUGAAUUUGAGAACGAAGGCUUCUUUGCCCUGCACCACCGCCGAGGAGCCAUCAAACAGGCCAAAGUCCACCAUGUCAAGUGCCACGAGUUCACCGCCACGUUUUUCCCACAACCAACAUUUUGCUCUGUCUGCCAUGAAUUUGUCUGGGGUCUGAAUAAACAGGGCUACCAGUGUCGACAAUGUAAUGCCGCCAUUCACAAGAAGUGUAUCGACAAGGUGAUAGCCAAGUGCACGGGAUCAGCCAUCAACAGCCGAGAAACCAUGUUUCACAAGGAGAGAUUCAAGAUCGACAUGCCUCACAGAUUCAAAGUCUACAACUACAAGAGCCCGACCUUCUGUGAGCACUGUGGGACUCUGCUGUGGGGGCUGGCGAGGCAAGGGCUCAAGUGUGACGCAUGUGGCAUGAAUGUACACCACCGAUGCCAGACGAAGGUCGCCAACCUCUGUGGUAUAAACCAGAAACUAAUGGCAGAAGCACUGGCAAUGAUUGAAAGUACCCAACAGGCUCGCUCCUUAAGAGAUUCAGAACACAUCUUCAGAGAAGGUCCAAUUGAAAUUGGUCUACCAUCCACCAAAAGUGAAGCCAAGCAACCUUACUUACCAACACCUGGGAAAAAAGAGCCUCAGGGAAUCUCCUGGGAGUCUCCAUUGGAUGGGAUAGAUAAAAUCUGUCACCCUCCAGAACCUGAAGUGAACGUUGAACGACCAUCUCUGCACAUGAAACUGAAAAUUGAUGAUUUCAUCUUGCACAAAAUGUUGGGCAAAGGAAGUUUUGGAAAGGUCUUCCUAGCAGAGUUCAAGAAAAACAAUCAGUUUUUUGCCAUAAAAGCCUUAAAGAAGGACGUGGUUUUGAUGGACGACGACGUUGAGUGUACGAUGGUAGAGAAGAGAGUCCUGUCCUUGGCCUGGGAACACCCCUUUCUCACGCACAUGUUCUGCACCUUCCAGACCAAGGAAAAUCUCUUUUUCGUGAUGGAGUAUCUUAAUGGAGGAGACCUGAUGUACCACAUCCAAAGUUGCCACAAGUUUGAUCUUUCCAGAGCCACAUUUUACGCUGCUGAAAUCAUCCUUGGUCUGCAGUUCCUCCAUUCCAAAGGAAUCGUCUACAGGGACCUGAAGCUAGAUAAUAUCCUGCUGGACAGAGACGGGCACAUCAAGAUCGCAGACUUCGGGAUGUGCAAGGAGAACAUCCUGGGGGACAGCAAGACCAACACGUUCUGCGGCACUCCUGACUACAUCGCCCCGGAGAUCUUGCUGGGUCAGAAAUACAACCACUCUGUUGACUGGUGGUCCUUCGGCGUUCUUCUCUAUGAGAUGCUGAUUGGCCAGUCACCUUUCCACGGGCAAGACGAGGAGGAGCUUUUCCACUCCAUCCGCAUGGACAACCCCUUCUACCCACGAUGGCUGGAGCGUGAGGCCAAGGACCUUUUAGUGAAGCUCUUUGUGAGGGAGCCCGAGAAGAGACUGGGAGUGAGAGGAGACAUCCGCCAGCACGCUUUGUUUCGGGAGAUCAACUGGGAGGAACUGGAGAGGAAGGAGAUCACCCCUCCCUUCAGACCUAAAGUGAAAUCGCCCUACGACUGUAGCAAUUUCGACAAAGAAUUUCUAAACGAGAAACCGCGGCUGUCGUUCGCCGACAGAGCUCUGAUCAACAGCAUGGACCAGAAUAUGUUUAGAAACUUUUCCUUCGUUAACCCACGGAUGGAGGUGCUCAUCUCCUAAACCUCAUCUCGCCACAGACCAGGGCAGUUUUGCUCUUUAUCUGGGAACUGAUUCAAGCAACACUUCAUGUGGCCCUUUUUGACUUUGGGGAAGAAAAGGAAUACUCUACGGCCAAGGCGGAGACCUUGGAGCGCCUCCUGGGACUUGUUAUCUGUAGCAGACACCGAUCCACUUCACUAACGACCGUCGCCCGGCUUGGUCCACAGCCGCCCUUGAAGUUACAUCAUUAUUAACCCUAGAGAUUUACUUGAAAGCUGGUUCUCCACACUGUGAAGGAUUUGAAAUGCAAAACUGCUCUAAAUCAGGGCCCUUCCGCUGUGGGCACCGCCUCUGGUCCAUCGGGAGCAGGGCAAAGGCCUUCUCAGAGCUGCAGUAGCCCAAUGCCUGGAGCAGGCACGGAGCCCACCUGGCCACUGGGCAAGGGCCACUUCCCCGCUCCAUUCUGUGCUCGUGGGUGGG
Molecule: messenger RNA, 2617 nt
Organism: Jaculus jaculus (lesser Egyptian jerboa)
Lineage: Eukaryota; Metazoa; Chordata; Mammalia; Rodentia; Dipodidae
Gene: Prkcq
Product: protein kinase C theta
Exons: 18
Coding region: 41-2158 (705 amino acids)
Biological process (GO): protein phosphorylation
Molecular function (GO): ATP binding; diacylglycerol-dependent serine/threonine kinase activity
Source: RefSeq, a predicted model, not a curated record